GUUGCUUUGUUGUCGUACGUGUGCUAACAGCGGAACUGAACAAUCGAGAGGGAGGCUGUCUGCUAGAAACCAACACAACAAGAUGGAGGUGGAGCAGCUCCUGUCUCUGUCAGGCCCAGCACUGGCCCAGGCUGUCAGCACUCUGCUGGAGACCCCGGGCCUCUACGUCUUCUCUGACAUCCUGGAGCUGCCUAAUGUCAGAGAGAUGGAGAAUGGCCCUCAUGCACCAAUGUACCAGCUCCUCAACCUCUUUGCCUAUGGAACCUACUGCGACUACAAAGAGAGAGCAGCCUCUCUUCCAGAGUUGACCCCCGCUCAGAGAAAUAAACUCCGCCACCUCUCCAUCAUCAGCCUGGCAUCCAACCUCAAGUGCCUGCCGUACUCGCUGCUUCUGCAGCAGCUCGAGCUGAAGAAUGUGAGGGAGCUGGAGGACCUGCUGAUAGAUGCCGUGUACUGCGAUAUCAUCCAGGGCAAACUGGACCAGAGGAACCAGCAGGUGGAGGUAGACUGCAGCGUGGGUCGUGACCUCGGCCCCAACGAGCUGCCAAACAUAGUCAACACGCUGCAGGAGUGGUGCACAGGUUGUGAGGCGGUGCUGUGUGGUAUUGAGGAGCAGGUCUCGAGGGCAAACCAAUACAGAGAGAGCCAGUUAAAAGUUAAAGUCCAAGUGGAAACAGAGGUCUCAAACCUACAGAAAACGUUAAAGGCCAGCGCUGCCUCUCCGUCGUCAGGCCCCGCCCCCGCUGGAGCCGCCUCCAAUCAGGACGCAGAUCAGCCGGCAGAGCCACGAGACCCCGCCUCCUCUCAGGAGCCGCGACAACCGGGCAAAAAAAGUUCAAAGGUGAAAGGGCUGCGUGGCAGUGGGAAGAUCUGGUCCAAGUCCAACUGAGAACAAGAGACAGAGAUGUGGAGACAAGGCACUGAUGGACACUAUCACUGAUUAACAGACACGUGGACAUGUUGACGGACAAACGGAUGUUCAUGGUCUCACACACAAUAUUCACAGUAAAACCAGGAAGCUUCAUGGGAACGUUUCUCGUCACCAAAUCUCACCUUGAUGGAUUCAGAAACACACCGGCUGAUGGAAAAUGACAGGUGUGACAUCAACUCUUCAGUGUAUCCAAACACACACACACACACACGUGUCACUUGUAAUACAGUACAUGAAGACGGAGCAGUCUGCAGCAGGAGUCAGUUGCCUUUGACCAGAAGCAGGAUCAGUGUAUUUGAUGUGUAUGUGUGUAUCUCUAUUGGUUUAAACAAAUGUUCUUCUUUGGGUUUAGAUUGAUUCUAUGUUGCUUUGUAUUUUUUUUUUCUCUCUGCUGAGUUGAGACGUGUAUAAAAUCAGAAUAUAAAUUGUCGGGAAAUAAAACGAAGCCGUGUACUUACA
This is a messenger RNA of Anarrhichthys ocellatus (wolf-eel), 1390 nucleotides long. RefSeq names its product COP9 constitutive photomorphogenic homolog subunit 7A (gene cops7a). The transcript is spliced from 8 exons. Lineage: Eukaryota; Metazoa; Chordata; Actinopteri; Perciformes; Anarhichadidae. Gene Ontology annotation, cellular component: COP9 signalosome. Bases 83 to 889 code for a protein of 268 amino acids. Gene Ontology annotation, biological process: COP9 signalosome assembly. The record is from RefSeq and is a predicted model, not a curated record.